GACAAUUAGUAGCACUUAUGGGACCAUCUGGUUGUGGUAAAACAACUUUACUCAAUACAUUAGCUGGUCGUUCAUUAAAUGGUGUAACUGGUAAUAUUUGGCUUAAUAAUCAACGUUAUGAAAAAAGUAUGAAACGUAAUAUAGCUUAUGUAUUACAAGAAGAUAUUUUUUUUGAAAAUCUUACUGUUAAGCAACAAUUAACAUAUACAGCUUUACUUCGAUUACCAAAUAGUUUAACACGAAAAGAUAAACUUGCUCAAGUUGAACAAAUUAUCGAACAAUUACAUCUUCAAAAUUGUGCAAAUACUCCAAUUAUACUUAUAUCUGGUGGACAAAAACGACGUGUUAAUAUUGGCACAGAAUUAUUAACUAAUCCAAGUGUUAUUUUUCUUGAUGAACCAACAUCAGGUUUAGAUAGUACAUCAGCUGUUACUCUUAUACGUGUUCUUCGUGAAUUAGCAUUAAAAGGUAAAACAAUUCUGAUGUCUAUUCAUCAACCAUCAUCACCAAUUUUUCAUUCGUUUGAUCAACUUAUUUUAUUAGCUGAUGCUAAAACUAUUUUUAUGGGUAAACCAUCGAAUGCUUUAGAUUAUUUUGCAACAUUAGGUCAUCAUGCACCUUUACAAUAUAAUCCAGCUGAUUUUAUUAUGGAUCUUGUCAAUCAAGAUAAGGAAAUUCGUGAAGAACUUAAAGAAGCUUAUAUUCAAAAUAAAUCAUCGAAUAGAUUAGAAAAUCCUCAUAAAUAUUCAAGUGAAGGUCGAAAAUAUCUUAUAGAUGAACCAAAUGAAAAAGAAAUAGAUUUAAUCAAUAAACAUCAUAAGAAUUUAAUGGCAAAUAAAAAUGAAAAUAAAUGGCCAAUUGCAUGUUUUAUUACAAUUGUAUUUGGUCUUUUUUGGUUACGUAUGAAAUAUCAUGAGAAUACAAUACAAGAUCGAUCAUCAUUUAUAUUUUUUGUAUUGAUAUUUUGGCCUUUAAGUAUAUGUUUUGGAGGUGUAGUAUCAUUUUCUAUUGAAACUUCUGUGAUUGAUAAAGAACGAGCAAGUGGAUCAUUUCGUUUAUCAGCUUAUUUUUUUGCUAAAUGUCUAUCAGAAAGUCCAAUUAAACUUGUUUUACCGGCAAUAUCUUUUAUUAUUAUGUAUUGGAUGGCAAAUAUCAAUUCAGAUUUUGCUAAUUUUCUUGGUAUUCUUAGUUUUCUUUCAAUGUCAGUUCUUGUUGCUGAAUCAAUUGGCCUUUUCUUUGGUGCUCUACUUCAAGAUGUAGGAAGAGCUAUGGUAGCAUGUAAUGUAUAUUUAUUCGGAUGUUUAUUAGCCGUUGGAUAUUUUUCUCAUAGUACACCAUAUUGGCUCAUAGUUUGGGUGAAAUGGAUAUCAUACAAUACAUAUGCAUAUAAUGGAUGUAUGCAAUUACAAUUUAUGGGUGAACGAACAUAUCAAUGUACAGAUGGCGCAUACAUUGAUACGUGUAAAAAUAAUCCAAAUGGAACAUUUAUUAGUAAUGAGGCUAUAAAAUAUUUCAAUCUUAAUCUUAAUGUUGGUCUUAAUUUUCUUGUACUUUUUGGUAUGCUUAUAUUUUAUCGCACUACAGCAUACAUUGCAUUACGAUUUUCUAAUAUCCGUCGAGGUCGUACUUAG
This is a messenger RNA of Adineta steineri, 1631 nucleotides long. The record is from the annotation of a GenBank genome assembly. NCBI's taxonomy places the organism in Eukaryota, Metazoa, Rotifera, Eurotatoria, Adinetida, Adinetidae.